AUGUGUCUGAACUCUGCUCUGCUCCAAAUGAAGUCACUGCCUCCGUAUAAUGAACUAGCAAUUAGCAGCAAAGCUAAUUCCCCUUUGCCACAGCGUAAACAUGACCCUAAAGAAGAGAAAGAGAACAGUGUAGCGCCUCUCCUCCCCCUCUCCUCCCCCUCUCCUCCCCCUCUCCUCCCCUCCCUCCUCCCCCUCUCCUCCCCCUCUCCUCCCCCUCUCCUCCCUCCCUCCCCCCUCCCUCCCCCUCCUCUCCGCCCAUUCAAGUCCUGA
Knipowitschia caucasica is the source of this 270-nucleotide messenger RNA. Lineage: Eukaryota; Metazoa; Chordata; Actinopteri; Gobiiformes; Gobiidae. The record is from the annotation of a GenBank genome assembly.